Oppiella nova is the source of this 1122-nucleotide messenger RNA. Lineage: Eukaryota; Metazoa; Arthropoda; Arachnida; Sarcoptiformes; Oppiidae. The record is from the annotation of a GenBank genome assembly.
GCGGCCGUUAUGGACGCGGCACUCGUGUUGAUAGCGGCCAACGAGACGUGUCCUCAGCCGCAGACCUCUGAGCACUUGGCGGCCGUCGAGAUCAUGAGACUGCAGCACAUGAUUAUACUCCAGAAUAAGAUCGAUUUGGUUAAGGAAUCCCAGGCCCGCGAACAGUACCAACAGAUCCAGAAGUUCGUCCAGGGAACGGUAGCUGAGGGCUCACCUGUGGUGCCCAUUAGCGCUCAAUUGAAGUAUAAUAUAGACGUACUGUGCGAGUAUGUGGUCAAGAAUAUACCCAUACCUCCCAGGGAUUUCCAGAGCCCGCCCCGGCUUAUUGUUAUCCGAUCAUUCGAUGUGAACAAACCCGGCUGUGAAGUGGAGGACAUCAAAGGAGGUGUGGCCGGAGGCUCCAUAUUAAAGGGUGUACUGAAAGUGGGAAUGGAGAUCGAGGUCCGGCCCGGACUCAUAUCUAAGGACGACUCGGGAAAACUGAUAGUCUGUCCCAUACUGUCGAAGAUCACGUCCCUCUACGCCGACCAGAACGACCUCCAGUACGCCGUUCCCGGAGGGCUCAUCGGUGUCGGCACUAAAAUCGACCCAAUGCUGACGCGCGCCGAUCGUAUGGUGGGACAGGUGUUGGGAGCCGUGGGCUCGUUGCCCGACAUCUACGCGGAACUGGAGAUCACGUAUUAUCUGUUGCGUCGACUGUUAGGCGUCCGUAUGGAAGGCGACAAAAAGGGAGCAAAGGUUCAAAAGUUAACGAAAGGCGAGGUAUUAAUGUUGAACAUCGGCUCCCUUUCCACUGGGGGUCGGGUGCUGGCAGUGAAGGCCGAUUUGGCGAAAGUACAGCUGUUUAUACCCGUGUGUGUGGAAAGCGGUGAGAAGAUUGCGUUGAGUCGACGAGUGGACCGGCACUGGCGUCUAAUAGGUUGGGGUCAAAUCAGAAGGGGUACCGCUAUCGAGCCCUCAUCUAAUCAGCCAAACAUUCUGCCCAAUCGAUUGGAGAACCAAAUCUAAGCGACGAUUAUUUGAUUAAUCAAUAAAUAAGUUUUUUAAUUAAAUUAUCAAUUCAUUGAAUCCUUUUUAUGAGUUUGUGUUUUUCGAUUAAAUUAUUUUUAAUUGUUUCGGAGA